AUGGAGUAUGUUUCAGAUGAGCCAAGUGAUUUGUCCCAAAGUGACCCUAUUGAAAGACAUUUCGAAACUCUCAAAUCCGCUAGAAAUUGGGAUGCAAACGAGAUUCAGCUAAUUUCUAGUAGAAAAAAGCAGAAAAGCAGGAACUCCGUUCUUUCAUACAAUGGAGGAAGAACUAAGUGGUUUAGUCUGAGAACUUUGUUGUCAAAUAAAAGCAGCAGAGUAAUCCCAGAUCCCAAUCCUCAAUCUGAAGAUGAAAAAGAAUUGGAAGUCAGGAACAAUAAUAACCAGGAUAGCAGUAUCAAUGACCAUUCAGUAAUAUUUUCAGUUAAACUUCAGGGAGAUGUACAAUAUUUCAACAAUUCUGAAGAUAUUUCUCCAAUAACUGUCUACGUGUCAAUCAGGACUAGAUUUUUAUGAUGAAAGUAUUGGAAACCUAUCAAACUAGUGUUCAACCCUGAUUCUCAAGAGCUCUUAAUUGGCUCAAAAGUCAUUAAUUUCGACGAUAUUAUUGAACUGAAGCCUAUUUUCAUUCGAAUGAAAAAGAAUGAAGAACUUAUGCCACAGGAUUCUUCUUCAAAUCUGCGGAGUAGGACAAACCUAGCUCUUCCUUGAAUGACACAGAACGAUAUUGAGCAAAAAUGAUUUUAUGAAUUGAAAAUAGUUUAUUGCCAUAACUCUACCCUCAAGAUGUACCAAAUGAAGGAAAUCUCUGGUGAAGACAUACUCGGGAUAAAAUAAACUCUUAGCCUCGAAACCUUCCCAAAUAGAGGAUCUUGAGGGAAGCCAAGCCUGCACUCGAAUGAGAUUUUACCAAAAAUAUCCAAAUCUACUGAAAGUCAAAGGGUACCAACUUAUUGAAGAAUCUAUGACCAUUCUAGGCAGAAAGAAAGAGUGACAACUUCUUGUCAACCAACAGAAUGAUAAUCCCGGAAAUGAUAUUUUGUUCAAGUAA
This is a messenger RNA of Moneuplotes crassus, 952 nucleotides long. Lineage: Eukaryota; Ciliophora; Spirotrichea; Euplotida; Euplotidae. The record is from the annotation of a GenBank genome assembly.